CACUCCAAUUUAUUGUAGCAAAAACUUGCAGUUAGCGGAACCAGUCGUAUGUGGUCACUUUGUGUAUGUGAAGGAUAUAAUGCAGAGUUUAGUGCAAUUAAGUAAAUGACCUUUGUGUAAAAACUUGUGUUAAACAGUGAGAUUUCUUGCAGGCUCCUUUACGCAAAUCCUUGAACCCCGUAGGCAGAAGAGUCGGAUGCUCCUCAUAUCAAGUUAGGCAUGUGAAGAUUCAGUCUAAAUACAUAAUCGACAGUCUACAGUCUAAGAACAUUGCAAAUAAAACUUUCCCAGAUAGAAAAGAAAUAAGUUAUGGCUGAGAAGCAGCAGGAUCAGAAAGAUGCGACAAGACCUGAAGCGACUGUUACAGGUCCAACACAUGCGGAGCAUGAUGCAGAACUAGAUGCAUUAUUAAAUAGUGCCUUAGAUGACUUCGAUAAACCCCUGCCUAGCAAACCAGCGGACGGUACGACUGAGAAAACAAUUAGUGGUGGCACAAACGACAACAGUGAGAUUGCGGAUGAUGACGAGCUUUUGGAUACAAAAUGGACAGAUGAGUUUAUCAAACAGGCAGCCAUUCAGUUUGAGCAGAACGUGCAGUCUCUUUUGACACAGAGUAGUGAUUCCUCAGAUACGCUAACACCCGAACAACUGGGGGCCAAUUUCCAGAAAAUUGCAGAAGCCACAGCGAAAGUAAUAACUGAUGAAGGUAGUAGUGAUGGUGAUGGGAGUGAAUUUGCAGCAGCAAUUUCACAAACUCUAAGAAAUCUCUCAGAAGGGACAGAAAAUCUGCAGUCUCUUUUCUCCGAAGAGAACAUUGCGAACAUGUUCAGUGGCCUUGGUGUAGGAGAGACAACAGAAGGAGGGGAUUUCCUCCCAUUCAUGCAACAGAUGAUGCAGUCGUUACUCUCAAAGGAUAUUCUUUAUCCAGCACUUAAGGAUAUUGUCGAUAAGUACCCUGCAUGGCUGGAAGAGAAUCGAUCAAAGCUCGAGCCUUCGGAGUUUGAAAGGUUCGGCAAGCAGAGAGAACUAAUGGAUCAGGUGUGUGUGGAACUGGAGAGGGAGUCUGAAUCAGACAGCCAGGAGGAGAAGAAGAGGAGAUUUGACACAAUCCUUGAUCUCAUGCAGAAAAUGCAAGAUUGUGGCCAGCCUCCGAAGGAUCUGGUGGGGGAUCUGGGAUCCGUGGUGACGUUCGAUGAACACGGCAACCCUUGCCUGCCCGGUCUUUCUCCAGGUGUGACUGACCCCUCCCAAUGCUCAGUCAUGUGACACAAUGUCUCAUUUGCCUUCUGUUUUUACUAGUGGCUGUGUUUGCCUAAUGGUAACUAGUUUAUGGGAUUUAUAUAGUUUAAGAGCACGUUUGCGAUGGCUUCCUAAAAGGUUGUAGGUGUGUUAUGUAAUGGAUGUUAUGCGUCUCUUUGUUACUUACUUUCUGAAACAAGAAAUAAAAUCAGGUUAUCUGAGAAACAAAAGAGCACGUACUUGCUGGAGAUAGGUCCAAGGGGAGAGGAAUGUACGAGAGUGACUUUUCCAGUGUAAGACAAGCAUUUGGAAAAUUUUUGAGAAUGAAGAACAAGAAUUUUCUCUAUUAGACGAAACUAGACAAAUUUUUCACUGUCAUCACGGUUUGUAACGCGAACUGUGUUUUCACAAUGUACAAAAUUGUAGCGCGUAUAUCCCUUUUGAUGUAGAUAAUUUUUCGAAAAUAUUCAUAAAUUGGUAUGUUUAAAAAUUUUUGCUUUUGGGGUCGAGUCGUUUUCAUCGUGUGGAAACGGCCGGUGCCGAUUUCAGGCGCCUUUUAGUUGUACCUGUGAAUGUCCACGCUGAUUUCCAUUUUCUUCAGUUACACGUCGGUUUUUGACCGUCAUAUUUUGAGUUGAUAUUCCAAGUUCUCUCACAAAUUAAUUGCACGCGUUCCCACAUAGUAUGUUGAGCUUUUUUCUAAGGAAAUUACUUUUCUAUUCUCUUUUGUGCCUUAUCAAACACGUACUCCAUUGCAUGUAGCAGGCUCAGGUAACUGAUAAAUCAUAAUGACAACAACAACAACAGUAAUUCAUUUCCUUUAAGAGUGUUUGCUAACAGCACGGAGCUUAUGGUAGGCAGACACUUUUAUACACACGCGCGCAUUAAAAUGGGGAUGAAAAAAGUAAUAUAAAUAAUUAAUGUAGGCAGUUUCCUGCUCGGAGAAAAGGUCCUCCGAGAAGACGAUGUUUUUGCCAAAAAUGUCCCAAGAGUCUGCUUAUGUUUUAAGCGUCGAUGGUGUGCGUAGUGGAGUGACUGUUUUUCCUCCAUGUUUUGCACGAAAAUAUGAAUCUGGAAAUAAAUUAUGAUGACGUAGCUUCAUUUAGCCAGGUUUCCAUAGUGAAUUAAAUUGUAAACUUGAAUAUUUUUAUCUCCCUCUUCUGUUCAUACUAAGAACAAAUCUUAUUCUGAUUUUCUUGAUUCAGGGAGCCGUUAGUCGUCUCCGUUCACUUGAACGCACCGGACCAGAUUAAAUUCCUAAUUUUGCCACAAGAGGUCUGAGGUACGUACUACGCCUUCACAUCACAUUUUAAAUCUCGGUUUAUUAACUGGGAGGUUUCCCUCUUGCGGUUAUUGUACGUAUUUAAGACGGGCAAGAUUGCUCUGGUUAUGGACCUUUCUUAAUUUUAACCUUUUUCUCCAAAAACGUUGAAAAUGUUGAAUACGAUCGCAUUUCUUUUAAUUUUAAAUCUUGAUUUGUUAAGUCGUAAUAUAUGGUAACUAAUUUAGUUACUUGUCUAAGUGAUACUGUGCCAGUUGUUUGUUCACAGGGAGAUUCUGUUUGUUUGAUCUUAGUCGGGCGUUCAAUAAAGUCCCUCGUUGCGUUGGAUAAGCUUUUGUUUUUGGA
This is a messenger RNA of Zootermopsis nevadensis, 2866 nucleotides long. RefSeq names its product peroxisomal biogenesis factor 19 (gene Pex19). Gene Ontology annotation, cellular component: peroxisomal membrane; peroxisome. Gene Ontology annotation, biological process: protein import into peroxisome membrane. The record is from RefSeq and is a predicted model, not a curated record. NCBI's taxonomy places the organism in Eukaryota, Metazoa, Arthropoda, Insecta, Blattodea, Termopsidae.